Messenger RNA from Diatraea saccharalis (sugarcane borer), 3024 nucleotides. Lineage: Eukaryota; Metazoa; Arthropoda; Insecta; Lepidoptera; Crambidae. The record is from the annotation of a GenBank genome assembly.
ACAUCGCGAUGGUCGAACGCCGCGCGCGGAUUUAUCAUCGAAAUUACGAAACUAAACGCGAAUUCUAAUUUUAAAAUUUAAAAAAGUAAGCGCCUUUUUUUGUCAAAGAUUUUUUUUUUCUUUUAAUUUAACGAUCUUGGAUUGAGUUUGAAAAGUUUUGGUGGACUUUUGGUGACGAUUUUUUUUGUAUAGUGAAGAUUUUUUGCGAGUGUAUUUAUGUUUUAAGGAUACAAAAAUGUCUGCCGAAUCACUAUCAGCCAGGGAAAGCUCUACAACUGAUUCCCCUGGAUCUGCAGUCGUCGAUUCUAGAGAGAGUGCCGAUUCUCUAAACAAUCUUCUCAGUGGUAAAACAGAGGACAAAAGGUUGAAGAGCUGUGUUGACCUUAAGUGUUCGUUGCCGGAAAAUUGCUCUUAUGAAAAUGGAGCAACAGAAAGAGGAAGUCGGUCCUUUUGUUGCAAUGUAGUUAGCCAGUUUGUUUGGGGUGUAUUGUUGCUGGUGAUAUCCAUAGGUGGUUUCUUAUUCACUCCUCAAGAUCUCAUGCUGAAAGAGAAACUUAACAUGAGACCAGGAUUCCCUCCCUAUGAAUGGUGGGCUGACCCUCCGGAUGAGGUAAAGUUAAGAGUAUACGUGUUUAAUGUAACCAAUCAUGAACGGUUCCUAGCUGGCUUAGACGAGAAGAUAAAUGUAAAGGAGAUAGGACCAAUAGUUUAUUUAGAGAAACUCCUACAUUCUAACAUACAUUUUAAUGAUAAUAGCACAAUGACAUACUUAGCUAAACGGUACCCAAUCUUUCUGCCACAUCUAAAUGACUUCAACUUGAAUGACACACUUAUCGUUGCGAAUAUGGCAGUUUUGGGUAUGGCCUCGUAUCUUCAUGAUGCCAACUACAUAGUGAGAACAGGGUUCAGGCUCCUCGUCGACUCGCACGGUAGCAAGUUGUUUAUGAAGAAGACUAUAUACGAAUAUCUGUGGGAGCUUACCGACCCAGUGUUGGAUACGUCCAAAAAUAUUGUUCCAGGCAUUGUGCCUGUCAAUAACAUGGGGGUGCUCGCUAGGAUCUACGACGAUUUUACGGACAAAGUGACUGUAAAGAUCGGUUCACAGUGGGGCCACGAGAACUUCUUUCAAAUAGACAGGUUCAGGGGCCAACCACAACUCCCUGGUUACGACGCCAAUGAGUGUCCUGACCGUAUAUUCGGGUCAACGGAAGGAGUUAUGUACCACCAACAUCUCAAGAAGGAAGACGUGAUAUUAUAUUGGAGGAAAACUGUAUGCAAAGUUAUGCCAUUGUAUUUCACUGAUGAGAUGGUAAUCGACGGCGUGCCCGUAUACCGCUAUAACUUAUCUGAGAACGUUUAUGAUCGAGUAUUGAAUGGUACCGAUUGCUACGACACUGAUCCCACAUUGCCCAAAGGUCUCAGCGACGGGUCAAAAUGUUAUUAUAACUUUCCGAUGGUGAUAUCCUAUCCACACUUUUACACAGGUGAUCCACCUAAAGAUACAUAUGUUACCGGACUGCAUCCGGACCGGUACAAGCAUAAUUCAUAUAUUAUUGUUGAGCCGAAAACGGGCAUACCGUUUCGGUCUGUAGCUCGUAUGCAGAGCAACUUGAGAAUCCACGAUCUAUCCGGCUUCCCUUACGAUUACAGAAAGUUCUCCAAUCUAGUAAUACCAUUGUUUUGGGCUGAAUAUAAUCAAGAAGAUUUACCAGCUCACAUCAAAACAACAAUAUACUUCAUGACUGUGAUAUUACCCCCUGUGUCUUAUAUAUUACUUUCGACAUUACUCUUGAUGGGCAGUUAUUUUAUAGCCAAAAAUAUUUACAUUUAUUACUUAAGGAAUGAAAUCAUAAAUUCUUUGCUUCAAUUUAAGAGUAAAAAUAAAAGUUUAACGUCAAAUAAAAUUUUGACGUACGAAAAAGAAGCCUUUUUAAAAAUAUCUAGUUAGAUUAAAUUUGUAUGGUGUUAGAAGGAUAUUCUUAUUUCUACAAUAUAUAAGUACAUUUUAAAUUUUAUAUAGUUUAUUUAAUCAAAAAACGUCUAAUGUAAUGAUAAUAAAACAUUUUAAUAGAUUUUCCUACUAUAAAAAUAUAUUAAAAAUCUGAAUUUGAACACCAAGGAAAUAUAAACCUUUUUAUAAAUGUUUUUGUAAUAAGUAGAUACUGUUAUACAACUAUUAUAGGGUAUGUUACAAAGACCUUAUAAAUACCGAUUAAGAUUAGUACUAUGUAUUUAUAUUUUUAUAGAUAUAGAGUCGUUAAAAUAAUAACGAUAAUAAUACUAGAACAAUGUCCUCUUAGAUAAGACUGAAAGUAGUAAAUGAAUACAGAAUUUAAUUAAACCUUUUCACAUAUAAAUUCUUACGAAUUGCCAGUGAUAAUAAUUAAAACACUGUAAUAUAUUAAAACUUCAUAUUAACUGAUUAUUGAACUACUGCCCCCUGAUUGCUUAACUGUCGUACGCUGAUUUGUAAGGUUCAACGAUUCUACAAUCAAUAAAAAAGAAAUGCUAUUUCAUUUAUGCCAACAUUUCUUUUCUCCCGUUUAGAAUGUUUCUAUGUUGGUACUUUCUUACAAAACUUGUAAUACGUGUGAAAUUUCUACCAAAGUUAGUUUAUAUAAUAUUGGUGCAUUUUAAAUGUACACACUGCACGUCAGGUUACCACAAUAUACCAAAUUUCAGCAAUACAUUUUAACCUCUACUGUCAUCGUACUAAAGUUUGAAAUCGACGGGGAAAUUUGACAGUUUUGUAUAGUCUGACGUGCUGUUGACUGUACAUAUCUGCAAAUUACUUUGUUUAAUUUUAUAACAAAUUAUAUUCUUAUUAGUGAUAGUAUGUAAAUAGGUACUUAAAUAUCGCGAUAUCGUAUGAAAAUUUACCAUGUGAUAUUAAUGUACACAAUUAGUUUAAGAUUGAUACGGGGGAUUAGUUUAUAGUUCUGAUUGUUCCUAAUUGAAAAAGUUUUAUAAACUUUUUGCUCACAAUUCCUUGUAAGUUUUGUAUUAUGUAAUUAUAUAAGCGUU